Molecule: messenger RNA, 819 nt
Organism: Rotaria socialis
Lineage: Eukaryota; Metazoa; Rotifera; Eurotatoria; Philodinida; Philodinidae
Source: the annotation of a GenBank genome assembly
AUGGAUGAUAUACAAAGAGAUCAUGUUAGAACAACGAAAACUAUGUCCGUUGGAAUAUAUGGAUGGAGAAAACGUUGUUUAUACUGUCUAUUGUUUGUUUUAACAAUAGUUGUUUUGAUUAAUUUAUGUUUAACAUUUUGGUUGUCAGUUGCUUUGGGUCUUCAUUGGGGAAAUAUUGGACCUAUUACAAUAUUUAAAAGUCAUGUCAUAUUUCGAUCGCCAGUUGUAUUUAAAGAUGGAUUUAUUGCAAACAAAAUAUCUAGUGGUGAUCAAUCGUUAAGUAUUCAAUCAGAUAAAAGUGUGAACAUUCAAAGUGGAUCAGAAAAUAAAAAUUCAAAAUUAACCAUUGAUCAAAAUGGAAUUCAUGCUAAUUGUGACCAAUUUCAAAUAAAUGAUCGAACUGGUUCAAAACUUGUCGCUAUUGAUUCAUCACAAAUUCAAGUAUAUACUGAUGAUCUUUCAAUUAUGUCGGACAAGAAACGAUUGGAACUACCAAAUUUAAUAACAAAUUCAAUCAGUUCAGAUAAAAAUCUAAGUUUAUCAGCAGAUGAAGGUCGACUUAUAUUAUCAUCUAACAGUAAUAUUGAUAUAGCCGCUAGACAAACACUUGACUUCGUUGGAAAUGAUAUUACUAUAAAAGCACAUACGAUUCGUCUUCAAAAUGAACAUAUUUAUUUUGAAAAAUUACGUUUUUUUGAUCGUGCUAAAGGACCAAUAACCGCUCGUAGUUCACAAUCCUACUCCGUAUGUAUAUGCGAAAAUGGUCUGGUCUUUGCUGCAGUUGAUUGUCGUCAACAUGCUUUCGAUUGUCGCGAGUAA